AUCAUCUCAUAUCCUCACUCUCUCAUCUUUCCCUUUAUCCACAAUCUCUCUCUCUACUUCUUGCGCUUCCAUGGAAACUGGCUUCAUCUCCGUCAGAUCCUCCGAAACCCUAACCCUAGCUGCUUUCUCUCCGGCGAUUCUUCCGGCGGCCAGUUUUCGGUCCAGCCGUCGCGAAUUCCUCGGACGCUGCCACAGUCUACGGCCGCCCGGUGGUUUUCAUCUUCGGACACGCGCCAGAAUUAGGAAAUCCGGUUGGAAUCCGACUCGAUCGCCUCCCUUUGUCGUCAGAGCUUCUCUGGACACGGGUUUGAUCCUUGUUGUUGUCGCUGUCACCGCAUUUUCUGCCGCCGCCUUUGCUUACUGUCAACGGGGUUACAGAAAGCGGAAGAAUUCGAGCGAGGUAUCAGCAUCUCCCGAUGCGACAAUCCAUGGUGGCAUUACUGAGGAACAGCUGGAAAUUGAACUUUCAGAUGGUGGCGAUAUUCAAAAGGGGAUCCCAGUGGAAACGAAUGGAGUUCUGGAUGCGAAGAUAGAUAAUUUGGAAGAGAAGUUGGAUCAAAUCCCGGAACACGCCGCAAUGCAGGAUGAUUCAGUUCUGACCAAACCCUCGGAUUCAACGCCUGAUAAUUCUCAUUUUACUGUCUCCAGUGUCGUUAUGAUUGCAAAUGAACAUAACAAUGUAGAUCAACCCAUUGCGGCUUCUACACUUAGUGGGUCUGUUGCUUUACAAUCGGUUCUGGGUGGGGAAAAAGAUGCUGAAAAUCAAGUUGAGACCAAUGAACAGAAAAUGAGUUUGGACUUCGAUUUAUCAAAGGAAAUGGUGGGAACUCAUUCAAUUGCUUCUCCGCUUAUGGUAGAAGACUCUAAGGCUGUAGAGCAUGAGCACAAUGAUUUGCCCCAGAAGCCCUUUGCAUACAACAUCCCCCUUGAGUCCCCGAGAAAAGAGCUUCAUGCGUUUUAUGGGCCUACUCUUUCAGUGGCCGAGUCUCCAAGUGUGACCAGUCUUAAAGCAGUCUCUCCUUCUUUUGUUUCUUCUUCAACUGAGAUUUCCUCGCCGCAUCAUAAUGUCCUUGGAAUGAUGGAUGUUCAGGUAUCAGGACAGAGUUCCGUCGAGUCUGCAGUUUCAGGUGGAGAAAAAAUACCUGUGGAACAUGGUAAAGGAGCUUCAGUCCACAAAAAGACAGAAGUGAGAAGAGAUAGGAGAUUUCAGAGACAUGAUGAUGCAAGGCAUGUGGUUAACCAAACUGAUAAAAGUACACCACGGUUCCCCAACCGAAAUGGUGCGCUGACUAAUGGUAAUAGCCAUCCUCAGAGAACUCUUGACGCUUACAACCGUUUACUAAGAGAAGGGAGGCUGAAGGAAUGCAUAAGUUUGCUCGAAGAUUGGGAACAAAAGGAUCUAUUGGACAUGGAUAAGAUUCAUCAUGCGAGCUUCUUUAAAAUCUGCAAGAAGAAAAAGGCUGCGAAGGAAGCAUUUCGCUUUAUAAAGCUGGUUCCAAACCCCACGUUGAGCACAUUUAAUAUGUUAAUGUCUGUGUGCUCAAGUUCUCAGGACAUCAAAGGCGCUCGUGAAGUUUUGCAACUUGUACAGGAGAGUGGAAUGAUAGCUGAUUGUAAACUUUACACAACUUUGAUAUCGACCUGUGCGAAAAGUGGAAAAGUUGAUGCAAUGUUUGAGGUGUUCCACCAGAUGGCAAAUUCUGGAGUGGAACCCAACCUUCACACCUUUGGGGCACUUAUUGAUGGCUGUGCUAGAGCUGGGCAAGUAGCCAAGGCAUUUGGCGCUUAUGGAAUACUAAGGUCUAAGGAUGUUCAGCCAGACCGGGUUGUAUUCAAUGCCCUCAUCUCUGCCUGUGGUAAAGCAGGAGCUGUCGACCGUGCUUUUGAUGUGUUAGCAGAAAUGCAGACUGAGUCGCACCCGAUAGAUCCUGAUCACGUCACGAUCGGUGCAUUGAUGACGGCCUGCUUUAAUUCUGGUCAGGUUGAACGGGCUAAAGAAGUGUACAAGAUGAUGCAUGAAUAUGGAAUCAGGGGUACUCCUGAAGUCUACACCAUUGCUGUGAAUAGUUGUAGCAAGUCUGGAGACUGGGAGUUUGCCUGUAACAUAUACAAUGACAUGAAAGAAAAAGGUGUGACCCCUGAUGAGGUGUUUUUCAGUGCAUUGAUUGAUGUUGCUGGUCAUGCGGGAAUGUUGGACAAUGCUUUUGAUGUCCUUCAGGAUGCGAGGUCUCAAGGAAUUCGUGUUGGAAGUAUAUCAUAUAGCUCGCUUAUGGGAGCGUGUUGCAAUGCCAAGAAUUGGCAGAAAGCAUUGGAGCUGUAUGAAAAGAUCAAGUCAAUCAAACUUAGACCUACAGUUUCAACAAUGAAUGCUCUGAUAACUGCCUUGUGUGAUGGUGAUCAGUUGCCUAAGGCUUUGGAGAUUCUUGAUGAGAUAAAGGGUUUAGAUUUAACACCAAACACCGUCACUUACUCAAUGCUCAUGCUGGCAAGUGAAAGAAAGGAUGACUUAGAAGUAAGUUUCAUGCUCCUUUCUCGUGCGAAAGAAGAUGGAGUCUCACCAAACCUUAUCAUGUGUAGAUCCAUAACCAGCAUGUGUGUGCGGAGAUUUGAGAAGGCUUCUUCUACUGGUGAACCAGUUCUGUCUUUCAAAUCAGGGCGGCCUCAGAUUGAAAAUAACUGGACAUCAAUGGCCUUAAUGGUUUAUCGUGAGACGAUUUUAAGUGGGAUAGUACCUACUGCUGGAGUAGUUUCACAAGUUUUGGGAUGCUUGAGAAUUCCACAUGAUACUUCUUUGAGGGAUAGGCUAAUUGAGAACCUAGGAUUAAGCACUUCUUCACAAAGACAGCAUAACCUUUUCUCACUAGUCGAUGGAUUUGGAGAGUAUGAUCCUCGUGCUUUUUCAUUACUCGAGGAGGCUACUUCUCUUGGAGUUCUUCCAUCUGUUUCCUUCAAUAAAGUUCCUAUUCUUUUUGACUCGACAGAAUUGUCAAAAAAUAUUGCUGAGGUUUACCUCUUGACUAUCUUGAAAGGUCUUAAGCAUCGCCUUGCUGCUGAUGCAAAGCUACCUCAUGUUACCGUGAUCAUAUCCAUGGAAGAGAAGCAAAUUGUGACUCCUGAAGGAGAGAAGACAACCUACCUCGUAGGAAGAGCUGGUCAGGAGAUUGUUGCGAUAUUGAGACGGUUAGGGAUAUCUCAUAACAGGAAAGACUCAUCUGGGAAAAUCAGAAUCAGUGGUGCCUCCUUGAAAAAAUGGUUCCAACCGAAGCUGGCUUCCCCUUUCAUCGGGCAACCGGGAGACUUGAAAUCAUCCCAAGUACGAUUGGGAAACCAAAUAUUCCAUCAGCAACGCAGUAUUCGAACCGGGAACCUGUCACUCGAGUGAGGGGAGAAGCCCUUUCUCUUCCCCGAGAAAUGUCUUGAAAGAUUAGCUCAAUCUUACUUCUCUGGUAGCAACUCAUGCGGUCGAGGCAGGAGGAUGAACAACAGAAGAUUCUUGUUUUCAUCAAAUUUCAGCAUAAUUCUACUUCUGUGCAGAGAGAGAGCGUCAUAUGCCAUGGAGGAACAAUCUAACUCAUAAGAUCAAGUAUGUUUCUGUAUACGACGUCGCAGUUCUUUUCGCAUUCAUCUUAACUUGAGAAAAAUAAUGGUUUGUAAUUGAAUGAAUGGAUCAUUGUAAAAUGUUCAUCAAA
This is a messenger RNA of Tarenaya hassleriana, 3689 nucleotides long. Its product is annotated as pentatricopeptide repeat-containing protein MRL1, chloroplastic. NCBI's taxonomy places the organism in Eukaryota, Viridiplantae, Streptophyta, Magnoliopsida, Brassicales, Cleomaceae. The transcript has 19 exons. Bases 71 to 3382 code for a protein of 1103 amino acids. The record is from RefSeq and is a predicted model, not a curated record. Gene Ontology annotation, molecular function: protein binding.